AUGGGUGAAGAUGGUUCAGCACAAAAUGUUACUUUGGAGAAUUGGAUGAGAGAGCUACCAGAACAAUUAAAGAAUCUUCCAUUAAUUUACCUUGCUAUUCCAGGUAGCCAUGACUCGAUGACUUAUGGCAUUACAAGAUCAAGUGGGAUAGCUCCAGAUGCUGAGCCAAUUGUCAAGAAACUGUACCCUUUGUUUCGAGGUACGAUCUUACGUUGGACCAUAACACAGGCCGUAGAUACCCCGCAGCAACUACUCAUUGGCAUUAGGUACUUUGACUUAAGGCUUGCAACAAAGACUGGUGAUGCCAAAUUUUAUUUUACGCAUGGACUGUAUGCUGAUGAAAUAACAGAGGCUUUACAUCAAGUGAUGAAUUUUGUUGAUUCACAUCCUGGUGAGGUUGUUAUAUUAGACUUCCAGCAUUUUUACGGAUUCACGCUAGACGAUCACCAACGACUUAUGCGGUUUCUAUUGGGCUUAUUUGGACCGCGGCUUGUUCCCAGACAAAUAGAUAUACAAAAAGUUACCCUUAACUCACUAGCGAGAUUAAAUCAGCAAAUUGUAGUUGUAUAUCGACAUCAAUCGGUAUAUGCUACCAAUGAGUUUUGGCAGCCACAAAUGAUGCCGUCCCCUUGGCCUCGGCAAGAUCAUGUCAGUGGUCUACUGAACUUCUUGCGUCAUGUAAAGCGACAUCCUGGUAUGGGAUUCAUUCACCAAGUGGUAUUGACGCCUACACCCGCUUUUAUUUUCUUCAGAUGGAUAUCCUCACUUCGCGAAAAAUGUGCAAUUCCUGUAAAAAAUGAAGUACUUCCGAAAUUAUUAGAUUUCUCUCCAGGACCACCCUUGACAAACGAAGCUUCCCAAGCACCAGUUAAUGUAGUUAUUGCAGACUUUGUUGAAAUGGAUGACAGUACAUUCCCCAAAACUAUCAUACAACUCAAUAUGAAACUUUUAAAAAAUGUUGAUUUAGUUUAUCACAACCAUGGGUAA
This is a messenger RNA of Parnassius mnemosyne (clouded apollo), 987 nucleotides long. The record is from the annotation of a GenBank genome assembly. Lineage: Eukaryota; Metazoa; Arthropoda; Insecta; Lepidoptera; Papilionidae.